UGGAAUGGGAAUGGGAAUGCCAACACGAGGCUUUUACUGCUCCAUCCAUACAUCCAAAAGCAAACCCCCAGUCGGAUAUGGCUUCUGGCCGUUGUAUCCUUCUUCACGGUCGCCUUCCUCCUCACCCUUGUGUACACACGAGAUUCCAUCACCACCACCGUCACGGCCGCCGCCGCAAUAGACCCCCCGGCGUCCGACAGCGUCGUGAAGGCGCUCCUCCACUACGCCGCCAACUCCAACAGCUCCGACCACAUGUCCUACACCGACCUCAAGCCCAUCUCCGACGUCCUCCGGCAGUGCUCCUCGCCUUGCAACUUCCUCGUCUUCGGCCUCACCGCCGAGACCUUCCUCUGGAAAGCCCUCAACCACAACGGCCGCACCGUCUUCAUCGACGAGAACCGGUACUACGCGGCGUACAUGGAGGAGAAGAACCCGGAGAUCGAAGUCUACGACGUUCAGUACACCACGAAGAUCCGGGAGAUGAAGGAGCUGGUGGCGGCGGUGAAGGAGCAGGUCCGAAACGAGUGCCGGCCGGUACAGAAUCUCUUGUUCUCGGACUGUAAGCUGGGGCUGAACGACCUUCCGAACCAGUUGUACGAAGUGGAUUGGGAUGUGAUAUUGGUGGAUGGGCCGAGGGGGUACUGGCCUGAGGCGCCGGGAAGGAUGGCAGCUAUAUAUACGGCGGGGGUGCUGGCGAGGAGCAAGAAGUGGGGGAACGGGAAGACGCAUGUUUUCGUGCAUGAUUUCAAUCGGAAAGUGGAUAGGGUCUGCAGUGAAGAGUUCUUGUGCAAGGAGAACUUGGUGAUGAAGUCCAAGGACAUGCUUGGACACUUUGUUCUGGAGAGGAUGGAUGAGAAUAGCUUCCACUUCUGUCGUAAUCAUACUUCUUCUUUCUUUUCUUCUUCCUCCUGAUUCCUGAUCUGAAAAUUAUUUAUGGUGGACUUUGAUUGUGUAAAAUUCAUAAAUUUUCUUGUUGAAAUUUAGAUUCAGCAAUUGGCAACGAACUCCAAACAAACUUGUCUUCUGUCUUUUGGUUGUUAUAAGUUUGAUGUGA
Diospyros lotus (date-plum) is the source of this 1054-nucleotide messenger RNA. Its product is annotated as protein IRX15-LIKE. Gene Ontology annotation, biological process: xylan biosynthetic process. The transcript has a single exon. The annotation marks the transcript as partial. The record is from RefSeq and is a predicted model, not a curated record. NCBI's taxonomy places the organism in Eukaryota, Viridiplantae, Streptophyta, Magnoliopsida, Ericales, Ebenaceae.